This is a messenger RNA of Prorocentrum cordatum, 810 nucleotides long. Lineage: Eukaryota; Dinophyceae; Prorocentrales; Prorocentraceae. The record is from the annotation of a GenBank genome assembly.
AUGCACGGUGCUGGUCAGCUGCCUCAGCAUAUACCAGUUCUCGAAGGACCCCGGCGGCGGCCCAUGGGCGGCCAGGACCCCUCCCCGGCCCGCUUCUACAGCGACCCCAAGAUGCACCAGCAGAGGCUCGUGUGCGAGCGCGCCAGCCUGGAGGGGUUCCUGCAGGCCUUCAACACCCAGCCGAUGAACGCGCGCCUGCGCAUCGUCGGCCGCCUCCCCGGGGAGGAGUCGCUUCUGGGCAGCUUCCUCCAGUCCCUGCAGAUCUGGUGCCGGUCGUGGGUCCUGCCCGAACGCAGCCCGCUGCCCUCGCGGCUGUCCUGGGACCCGGUGCUCUUCGACGUGUCCUUGGAUCUGACGCCCUUCAUCUCGGGCGAGGGCAGGCUCGCGUCGCAGGCCGACGUGGUCGCCCUGGAGCAGCACCUCGUCGCCCCGAAUCCCCUGGAGGUGGUGGUGCUCCGCAAGCGCGUGGAGUGGCAGAGCUGGCAAGACGUUGCCACGAACAUCCGCCAGCGCUUCCGCGCCCUCGGCUUCCCCGGCGAGGUCGAGGUGCAGUUCCAGGCCGAAGAGGAGUUGGUCGUCUUCCGCAACGAUCCCUGGCAGAAUUUCGUCCGCAGUCGCGUGACACAGGCCGUCGUGGUGAUGUCCGUCGUCGGCAUUUUGGUCUGGAUGCCGUACGUGUGGCUCCGCUCACGCAGGGUGAAAGUCGACCUGCGCUACCGAGUGAGCCUCGACCUCCAGCGGUACUGGGAGAUGCUCUCGGAGGGCCUGAGCGCGUCCGAGGGGUUCCAAGGAGCCGUCUCCGGCCGUUGA